Phyllopteryx taeniolatus (common seadragon) is the source of this 1316-nucleotide messenger RNA. RefSeq names its product transmembrane protein 241 (gene slc35d4). Bases 165 to 1055 code for a protein of 296 amino acids. The record is from RefSeq and is a predicted model, not a curated record. The transcript has 15 exons. Lineage: Eukaryota; Metazoa; Chordata; Actinopteri; Syngnathiformes; Syngnathidae.
UUGUCUUCCCUUAAUACACGAUCUUCGUUUAGCGACGUCUUGACGUGUCGUCGAACAGCAAAGUUUCCGAUUGUGAAAUGUCAGUAAAGUAGUUUGAAAACGGACUCAUGAUAUUAUUGCAUUAGUGUUCGCGCAGAAGUCAUGCUGCGUUUUAGCAGGUCAAAAUGCAGUGGAAAAGAAAUUUCAGCGGCCUCGCCUUUAGUUUCUUUUUCAUUGUGUCGUAUUUCAUGAAUAAGUUUGUCCUGUCUGUAAUGAAAUUCACCUAUCCAACCUUAUUUCAAGGAUGGCAGACAUUUAUUGGGGCGCUCCUGCUCCUGCUCUCUGGCAAGCUGGGAUGGGUAGAAAUGAGCCGCAUCUCCAGAUCUGCUGCCUUCGCCUGGCUUCCAGGCUCCCUCCUGUUUGUAGGAAACAUUUAUGCGGGCUCCAGAGCUCUAUCACGCCUCGAGAUUCCUUUCUUCUUCACUCUGCAAAACUCCUCUCAUGUUGUUAGCUAUGUCAUCUUGAAGGCUGUUCAUAGAGAAAAAAUUGAAUGGCUGAAAUUUAUCAGCAUAUGUCUCGUGCUGCUUUCAGCCAUCAACCUUCCUGCCUAUGAUCCCCAGUUUGAUUUCACCGGUUACAUGUGGGCCAUUGCUCAUCUAGUCUGUGUUGGUGCUUACAGAGUGUUUCAAGUUCACUACAAAUCUAGUAAUUUGAGCGACAUUGAGCAGCAAUGUGUUAACUACCUGUUCAGCGUUCUGCUGCUGGCAAUGGCCGCCCACCCAACAGGUGACCUCACAAGUGCCUUGGAGUUCCCCUCUCUUCAGUCCUACUCCUUCCAUGGCGGCUGCUGUGCCAGUGCCUUGCUGGGUUUUUUGUUGCUUUUGGCCACAGUCAAACUAAAAAGUGGCUUGUCCCUUCAGCACUUUGCAGUGUGGAUUUUUAUGUCCAAGGUCACUGCCAUGUUCCUGUCACCUCUCAUUUUCUAUAUGGACAUGAAUACUCCAUCUAUAAUUUGUAUGGCAGUCAGUCACGUGAGCGAGGCUUUGCUGGUGUAUUUUGAGAGAGAAACACAAUAAUGUCAGCACUUCAGGAUGGACCACAUACCUACCUGCACUUCCUAAACAAAUGUUCUUCUUUGGUGUAUUUUAAUAUUUUUCACUUAAUGUUGCUCUGAUAAACUACAGACCAAAUAACAUUUGUUUACAUAUUGUCUAUUUUGUACUCUUAUUUUAGGGGAGACUAAGGGAUAAAAAGCCACUACUGUUACGAUCCUUAAUGUACACCCAAACCUUUUUUUUUUUUUUUAAAUUAAAUAAAAGAAAAAAAAUCUGCAUUGA